Messenger RNA from Astyanax mexicanus (Mexican tetra), 5571 nucleotides. Its product is annotated as circadian-associated transcriptional repressor. Gene Ontology annotation, cellular component: nucleus. Gene Ontology annotation, molecular function: RNA polymerase II cis-regulatory region sequence-specific DNA binding. Gene Ontology annotation, biological process: negative regulation of DNA-templated transcription; circadian regulation of gene expression. The record is from RefSeq and is a predicted model, not a curated record. NCBI's taxonomy places the organism in Eukaryota, Metazoa, Chordata, Actinopteri, Characiformes, Acestrorhamphidae. The transcript is spliced from 6 exons. Bases 136 to 1368 code for a protein of 410 amino acids.
GAGAGAGAGAGAGAGAGAGAGAGAGAGAGAGAAAAAAAACAGCGAAAGAAACGCGAGCCCAUGCGUGUGCCGGAGUAGCCGGAGUAAGAGUCGUGGCCGGUGGCGGAGCAGUUGGUUUUGAAGCGCUUGCAAGUCAUGCAGACCUCCUCCCAACCCCCCCUGGACACGCCCAGCUCACGGGACAGCUUCCUGUUCAGCGACGAUGACUCUGAGGUCUUCCUGUCGGAGGAGAGUGAGGGACGCUCCAGUCAGAGUGUAUACAGCCUGGACGGUGGCCUGGAGAGCCCCGGCUCCCAGUGGGCUAGGGACGGCUUUGGAGAGGGCUCAGAGGUCAGCGGGGGUCACGGAAGGCCAGUCUUUGUAUCUGACUCAUCGUUCUCCUUCUCCUCUUCUUCUUCAUCCUCUUCCUCCUCGGGCCUGGGCUGGAGUGGUACAGAGAAUAACAGCGGGACUGAGAAGGAAAAAGGCAGAGGAACGCAGGGAACACAGGGAGAUGUGCUGUUCGCUCAAAAAUGUUUGGAGCUUCAGGGCUUUAUUAGGCCCCUCCUGGAUCUUUUGAAUGGACUGAAAAAAGGAAGAUUUGAUAAAGGUCUGAGCAGUUUCCAGCAGAGCGUUGCCAUGGACCGAAUCCAGAGAAUUGUGGGAGUGUUGCAAAAGCCUCACAUUGGGGAGAAGUAUUUGCCGACUUUGUUACAAAUAGAGAUGAUGCUAAAGGUCUGGUUUCCUCAAGUCAUUCUUCACCCUUCAGAACCAACGACCCCUAAAAAGCAUUCAGAACAGAGCACCUCCAUUGUCAACACACCUCCACACAAGCACAAAGACCAACUGCACAUUCCAGUUAAGAAGCGAAGACUGAGCUGGUCAGACACAGACUCCACUUCCGCUACUCCUCCUGUUGUGUGUAAGCAAGUCAAAGGUCAAUUUAAGGCAAGUGAGCAGGAGAAGGAGGAACGAGGUGAGAGUUCUGGGAGCAAACCACAUAGAGACCAAUCAGAGAAGAGACAGAAGACAGAGGGAGAAACAUCAGGACACAAAGCCAUCCACUGGUCUGAGCCUAGCCUGACCUGGGUGCACAUUGCGCCCAUCUUAUCGCCCCCCAAGUCCUGCCCUUCUCACGAAGCAGGGCGGGGGAGUAAACAUGGGGGGCGUGGUUAUGUCCUGCUCACAAUCCCCCCUCCCACCAGCAGGUGCAGUCCCGCGACACAGGACAGCUCCAUCUCGUCCACGACACCCUACCCUGAGCCUGUCGGGUGCCAAAACCAGCAAAACGGCACGGAGAAGACAGAUCCGGUAAGGGGGCGGGAGCAGUCUCCUCCAAUCACGACACAGCCUUCAAGUCGGGCAGAGCUCCGGCCGCUGGAAACUUGAAUGCACUUAAAACAAGCACAACCAACAGAGAGAACUGUCUGAGCAAUUGUGUGGAGAACUUUUGAGGUAUUUCCUUCAAAGCAAUUGUUUAAGCUGUGUUUCUUGUAUUUCUAUGGUUAUUCAGGCAGCUUACGAUGCAGGUCUGAGAUUUGGGCAUUUUGAGAGAGAAAAGGAAAAACAUUAAUACCACUGAAAUCCAGUAGAAGCCCAUAAACAACAACUACAAAGUGAUGUGCUGAUCUAGAAUCAGUUACCCAUUCCUGUGAAUGAGAGAGCUGUGUGUGUGUGUGUGUGUGUGUGUGAGAGAGAGAGAGAGAGAGAGAGGGAGAGUGUGCUCUAGAAUGAAUGAGGACAUGCCUGCAAGUGUGUGUGAGAGUGUAUGUGUGUGUAUGCCUGCGUAUGUGUAUAUAAUUGGUAGGAACUUGGGAGGUAGGAGGUAUUGGUUUGGCUGGAGUCCCAAAAUAAGGUCAGUCAGAACCAGCAUGCAAUAAUUUAAUGAAAGGUCAACACAAGGUCAGUAUUUCUUAUUGGUUUUCAUUCUGGCCAUUAUUCAGAUAAGAAGCACUUAAGGCCCCCCCUCCCCCCCACACACGCACACACAAAAGUGAAUUCAAAAAGGGGCUACCUUUGCACAGCACUGUGUUGUCCUGUAUAAAGAUGUGUAUUAUUCAGGGAGAUGGGAAACUUUAGUAGGAUAUCACAAUUCUGGUACAAAGGCUCUGUUUCUGCCACUUAAUAUUAAAGAGCAAUGUAGCAGUGCUUAUUUAUGAACUGACACAUCCAUUUUCAAGACUGAUGUAACAUUAAGAUUUUAAGUAUUAACAUAGGGUCAGUUGCAAUGACCACUAAGCGAAAGAUCACAACAUCUUACUGCAACAAUGCCUGUUUAAGGAUUUGGUCUGUUGCAGUGUUUCUAGAGGUAAACAAUCACAUGUGACAUCUCUAUAUUAGUCACGUUAUAAAUAGGAUGCUCUUAGAAUUCGCCAUGCUAUCGGUGUCCCAAGCCUAAGAACAUUUAACUUUGUAAAACAAUCACGCUUAAAUUAUUUGAUUCAUUGCAAUCUACAAAAAAAGCUUAAUUAGGUUAACCAAAAUGGGAAGAUGAGGCAUUUGUAACUUGUCUUGGCGGCUUCCCAAAAGAGUUUGUCCACUUAUUAUGCAUUGCGUGAUUAGCCUAGGUGCCGUCCCAGACAUAUUAAAUUACACCCUUCUGGACUUCCCCAUGUGCUCAGUCACUGGGAAUAGGAAGGCUAGAAGGGGAGAAAAAUGUAGAGCACUUUAUCUGAACUGGAACGGAAGCAUGUAGCAAAAAAAAAAAUGCUAAAGGCACUUUGGCGUAAUUAGAUUAUGCAGUUACAAUCUGAGCGGUUAAGCAAACCGCAGUCCUUUCUACAUUGUUGUAACUGUCUCAGUCUUCAUGCACACUAGGAGAUAUGAGAUUGCUUACCUUUCACUGGCUAUUAAUAAACUAAUAAACAACCUCUCUAGUCAUGAGAGUUACUAGGGGUGUAGCAGUAAACAGAAAUCAGUUCAGUUCACAUCGUGGUUAAUGAGAAGACUACAGGCACCAUAGCAAUACUCCUAAAUCCACUGCAAUUCCAACAAUUCCAUGCUAAUCCAAACUUGCUUAGCCACCAACGUACAGCUUUUAAGGUUUCCAACUGGGAAACUUGUUUCUAACAUUCAUCUUUGCCUUUGCUGUGUUACUAGCUUAUUGCCAACUGUGAGAGGGUGUGCACUGACACAUGACAUUCAGUAUGAAUAUACAUACAUACUGCUACACCCCUAGUAUUUACAUGAUUGCUGCAUUAUUCUUAUUCGAUUAGGGAUGUUUGACUUUUAAGGACAUAUUCUGGCCUCUCAUGGUGAUCUUACGCUAAACUGUGCCCAUUGCACUUGGCCCAGAAGAGUUUGUUACAUGGCAUUAUUAUGCAGCCUGUCUCUGCAUCUGAUGCAGUCAAAAAAAAACCCUUUCAACCAAAAUGAGACUUAUUGUGUACAUAGAUUUGCAAAGCAAGCAAUACUUCCAUUCCAGAAAGAAUUCUUUUUGAGCACCAACAGAUGUGAGAAACUCUCCUGCCAGUACUGUACCAAUGAUGUUAGUGUGGCUAAAAGAACGGACAUUCCAACACUGAUUAAAGAAAGGGGCGCAGUCCAUUGUUGGGAAAUAAAGAAAGAGAGGAGAGAAUGUACAGUGUCUGAAUGAAAGCAAAGAGCCAUGGGGUCUGGGACAAGGGUCAUCAGGGUUACAAGGGUUACACCAACGAACACUCUUGGUAGAAACAUCAACCCUUACAUGCCCCAUCCUGAGAUUCCAGUUUUUAUUUAUUCAUAUGAUGAUUUAUGCAUUUAUUUAUGUUUGUUAAUUUAUUCAUAUGGCAGCUGACAGAAUGGGCGCUUAUUCUACAGCUUGCUUUGUAGAGGCUGAAGUGUUUUUGUGAGACUGAUAUCGGUAGUAAUGGAAAAAUGAAGGAAAUCGUCGAUUGGAAUAACCUGUGCCUUUUCACCAAAUAGGAUGUGUGCAGAAAUUCAUACAUUUUGAUUGUGGAUUUUUAUGAAAAUAAGGGUACAGAACAGGAAGUACUUAAACACACAGAUCUACAGAUUUUACUGUUUCUGUCACACACACACACACAUUGCUUUAUCAGAAACGUGUACCCUGUGCUGGUCACUCUAUGAGUGCUACAUACCUAAUAGGUGCACUAUAUACACUCUUAAAAAUAAACAUACUUCAGAUGGUUCUUUAUUCAAUGUCACACAACAGCCAAUGUCAUCAUUUAUAACCUGUAUUAUAAUUUAGUGCCAUAUCCAGUGUAUUGAAGUUCCCUAGUUGUUAUAUAAUUUUAUGUGGUCAAAUAAAUGACAAUCCAAAAAGUCCAAUUACAACUCAAAAUAUUACAGAAUAAUCAUGUGUUCACUUUGAUUAAAUACUUAUGGGACAUGGGCAUGUAAUUAGUCUGCAAGUUUCCUAGGAUUUUUAAACCUAAAUAAAAAAUGUUAAAAUUUUCCAGGCUAGAAAAGUUGCUGUUAAAAUAAACAUUCCGUCCAAAUCACAUAAUUCACAGUAGUUCAGGUCUGGAUAGGUGAGCAUCUGGGUUCUAAAUAUGUCCUCUGCUUUUAGUUGUAAAAAUUAUGUGAGUGAAUAACCUCUAUAUUGCUAAAAAUAAAUAAAUAAUAAAAUCUACAUUAAAGAUGAAGCCUUUUAAAUGUUAAUAAAUGUAAAUAACCAUCUGAAGUACCUUUACUUUUAAAAGUAAAAGCUUACAGACUGUAGACAGAUUGUCGUAGACAAUUUCUGUGGUCAUGUUUAAAGCAGCCCUGUGAGCCAGUAGUCUUGAAAUGUACACCAGCACACACAUGGAGCUACUGUACAGUUUCUAAUAAAGUGGCCAGUGUCUGUAAAAAGCAUAUAUAUUCUGUUUUGCACACUAACAAACAGCCAUAGCAGUAGACCCUGUGUUAGCAUCACAUAGGGACUGGUACUCCCCAGAAUCCAUUCUUACAUUACAAUCGAUUUCCAAAAGUAGGAUGCUAAGUUACAUUUCGGCAUCUGUUGCAGUCAUUUCCUACCCCUAAUUGUCCAUCAGUGUCGAACAACCUGGAAACAUCAAAUCCGAUUGAUUGAUAUGAUAUAAAAAGGGACGAAAAUCCAACUGCACCAAUUUAAUGUGCUGCUAAAAAAAGUGUUUCUAAAAGAGAUUACUGACGGUUCUUGGUAAUCACAUUACUCUGCACAGUUUCACAAGUCUAAACCCCAACCACGAUUACUGCCGUGGUAUUGCAUUUGUUUUCUAUUUAAAGUGCACAUUCAUUCUUCUGUUGUUUUUUUGUUGUUGUUUUUUAACAUGAUAACGGUUUUUGUACAAAACAAUUUGCCCUUAUUACUUUGUUUCUAUUUUUUUAUGUUUUUUAGCUGUACAAAUCAAUACGACUGGUCACGAAUGAUGAAAUGAAUGACCUGCUUUCUUGAGCCUUUUUUUUUGUACAACAGUAGAGUCCCAUCCUCUUUCGCUAACCACCUCUCCUUUUUUCCUUCCCCUUUCAUCCCCUCGCUUCUUCCUCCGUCCUGCUCACUUUGUCGAAUCCCUUUUCCGUAUCUCUCCUGUCUUUCUCCUCCUCACUCUGUAGCUUUAUUGUUCUUUCUACUUUUUCAAUGAGGAAAAAAAUGAAAAUCUUUUAAUAAACAACACAUUUUGGAAAUAA